Messenger RNA from Thermochaetoides thermophila DSM 1495, 1149 nucleotides. RefSeq names its product delta-aminolevulinic acid dehydratase-like protein. The transcript has 2 exons. Gene Ontology annotation, molecular function: zinc ion binding; porphobilinogen synthase activity. Bases 1 to 1149 code for a protein of 382 amino acids. Gene Ontology annotation, cellular component: cytosol. Gene Ontology annotation, biological process: heme biosynthetic process. NCBI's taxonomy places the organism in Eukaryota, Fungi, Ascomycota, Sordariomycetes, Sordariales, Chaetomiaceae. The record is from RefSeq and is a predicted model, not a curated record.
AUGUCGUUUUCAAGCCUUGUCCAGGACCUGUCCCUCCGGGACUCAAACGGGCUUCGCAGGCGCGGCGAUGCCUCCGUCUCGACCGUCGAUGACCGCGCAUCGCACAUCUCGCUGGCCAAGUCGUACACUAGUACGGCUGCCACCAGCGUGAGCAUCUCGGGCGACAUUUCGAGCCAGCUCCACGCCGGCUACUGCCACCCGCUGGCGAGAACAUGGCAGGCUGAGCGUCAGCUUACAAAGUCCAUGCUCAUCUAUCCUCUCUUCAUCUCGGAUCAAGACGACGAGGAGACCCUGAUCCCGUCGUUGCCGAACCAAUAUCGCCGCGGCAUCAAUCGUCUGGUACCCUUCCUCGAGCCUCUUGUGCGCAAGGGCCUGCGCUCCGUCAUUCUGUUCGGCGUGCCCCUGAAGCCUGGCACCAAGGACGCUCUGGGCACUGCUGCCGAUGAUCCGGAAGGUCCCGUGAUCCGCAGCAUCCGCCUGCUGCGCCAACGCUUCCCGCAGCUCUACAUCAUAGCUGACGUGUGCUUGUGCGAGUAUACCUCCCACGGCCACUGCGGUAUUCUGCGCGACGAUGGCAGCCUCAACAACCAGCUUUCGGUCGAUCGCAUCUCGGAUGUGGCCGUCGCCUAUGCUAAGGCCGGCGCCCACUGUGUGGCCCCUUCCGACAUGAACGACGGUCGCAUCCGCGCGAUCAAGCUCAAGCUAAUUGAGGAGGGCAUUGUCCAUAGCGUGACGCUCAUGUCGUACGCGGCCAAGUUCUCGGGCUGCCUGUACGGGCCGUUCCGUGAUGCUGCCGGGUCGGCUCCCUCGUUCGGCGACCGUCGCUGCUACCAGCUUCCUCCCGGCGGCCGUGGUCUGGCUCGCCGGGCUAUCAUGCGCGACAUCCACGAGGGUGCUGACAUCAUCAUGGUCAAGCCCGCGGGUCAGUACCUUGACAUCAUCAGCGAUGCCAAGGAGCUGGGCCGCGAUUUGCCCAUCGCCGCGUAUCAGGUCAGCGGCGAGUUUGCCAUGAUCCACGCGGCCGCCAAAGCUGGCGUGUUUGACCUCAAGGGCAUGGUUUUUGAGAGCCACGAAAGCAUUCUCCGCGCCGGCGCGACUAUUAUUAUUAGCUACUUUACGCCCGAGCUUUUGGAUUGGCUGUCCAACUGA